Dipodomys spectabilis (banner-tailed kangaroo rat) is the source of this 1272-nucleotide messenger RNA. Its product is annotated as sciellin-like. Gene Ontology annotation, cellular component: cytoplasm. Bases 59 to 373 code for a protein of 104 amino acids. Gene Ontology annotation, biological process: epidermis development. The transcript has 5 exons. The record is from RefSeq and is a predicted model, not a curated record. NCBI's taxonomy places the organism in Eukaryota, Metazoa, Chordata, Mammalia, Rodentia, Heteromyidae.
CAGUGCUGGAACCAGGCACCAAGGACCUAGGGACACCAUUGUGUACACAAGGACAUACAUGGAGAAUAGCAAAUCACCAAAGGAUGGAUAUCAGGAAAACAUUUCUGGAAGAUAUAUACAAACUGUUUAUUCAACUUCAGAUAGGUCUGUCAUUGAAAGGGACAUGUGUACUUAUUGCCGCAAACCCUUGGGUGUAGAAACUAAAAUGAUUUUAGAUGAAUUACAAAUUUGCUGCCAUUCCACUUGCUUUAAGUGUGAGAUAUGCAAACGCCCUUUGGAAAAUCUACAAGCAGGUGACAGUAUUUGGAUUUAUAAACAGACAAUACACUGUGAACCUUGCUACUCAAAAGUUAUAGCCAAAUGGAUUCAAUAAUGCUGGCACAUGGAAAUCAAGAUGAAAAAAAUUCAUUAAGGAAUGAAUGAUAAAUUACAAGAUGUAUUUUACAAAGAUGUGAUAUAGAGAAGCUUUAUACUGAAAAUCAACUUUGUAUACAAUUAGCAAUUCUGCUAUUAUAUAAAUAAUCUGAUUAUCUUCAGUAAGGUCAUAGACAUAGGAAGAACCAUCUGGUAUCUGUGUAGAUUUAGUGUUAAAAAUUUCACAUGAUUCUAGUUGUCAAUGUCAAAGGCAGGGAGUGUUGUCAGCUCAAAUCAAAUCCAUCCUGCCCUAUAAUUUGGUUAUGAUCAGGGUUUCCAUUAUAAUUCAAUAUCUUACUUGUUCACAGUUAAUUCCUAUAAGAAUUUGGAUCUGUAAGAGAAAUGCUGACAGAAAACUUCUCACAAAGUUUGGCAAAGAGAUGGAUGUCAACAUUAGGAGUCAUUUGGGCCUUAGAAAAAUUAAACUUUCCAGAUUCCUGUGAUAUUAUUUAUGACACAAAGAGAUUGUAGAAAAUGACUUCCAAGAUACCUUUAUGCUCCUUAAAUUAUCUGAUUCUAAAAGAAGUUUGAGUUUGCUCUUUAGAAAUAUAUUGUUAUAUGUAUCUGUUAAGCUUACGGAAAUAUUUAGAACAUAUAAAUAUAUAGAACAUAUAAACAGUUUCAACUUAGUGCCAACCUUCAUUUUAUUGCACACAUAGUUUUUAUAAACUUUUUUUAAGAAAGAAGGAGAUUUAUGGGUAAUAGGUGAAAUCAUUAUAUGUACAAUUUAUGUAUUAUAAUUUGUUAAAUUUUCUUUGCAUGCAUUUCAAAAUCCAGGUAAACAAAUCAUCUAUGUGAAGUAAUGGUUACGGAUGACAAAGACAUGUUACUUAGCACUUUAUAUGUACAAAACACUUA